AUGGAUGCUGGCAUCAUUAAUAAUAGAAUCUUUGAUCAAAUAGAUUUUAGAAGCACGGUUGAAAAAAUUAACACUGAUGAAAGAAUUGAAUCACUCUCAAAUCUUAAUGAUGAUUUAGACAUUUUGGAAUAUAUUAAUGAUGACGAUGAAAUAAUUUCAAACGUUUUAGAUGAAACAAACAAAAUAUUAACGACAUUUUGGCUAACAGCUGCAUUGGCAAAUCUUAAUCCAGUAUUUAAAAAUAGUAAUAUUUUGCAAUGUGGAGCUUACGAUUCAUACAAUUUCCAUUUGACGUGCCAAUCUUGGAUAUCAAGUAUAGUAUUUACGUGGAUAAAUAUGAUAUUGUUCAUAAUAUCGUUAAUUGUUUCGUGUCGAGUCAAACAAGAGAAAAAGAAAGGAUUGCACUCGUUCAACAAGCCUGCAAUCUCUUCAAAACAGAAAAAAUUGACAUCUAACAGACAAUCAGUAUUGUUGAAACAAACUUUAGAUAAUCCGAAUAAACCUCAACCUGUGAUGUUAGAAACUGGUUUCAAACCUCUAAUGCUGCCUAUCAUGGUUGAUAAUGAAAGCCAGUCUAAUGAAAUCGGCAGUGGUGGAUAUAGUGAUAGAUCAUCAAAAAGAAACAGUAUGUUUGAUAAUGGUGGUUUGAAAAGAUAUAGUUUACUAAAUAUUGCCAAGAAAAGAUUGAGUGGAUAG
This is a messenger RNA of Entrophospora candida, 696 nucleotides long. The record is from the annotation of a GenBank genome assembly. Lineage: Eukaryota; Fungi; Glomeromycota; Glomeromycetes; Entrophosporales; Entrophosporaceae.